AAUCGCAAUAUUUAAAUUGUGUUCACGCUUUGUGGGGUUCUCGAGUUCCAUAUGUACAUCCAUUCGUCAACAUUCUAAACAACAAAACGUUUCUAGACGGACAAGUAUAAAGACUAAACCUCAUCAUGGAGCAUGAAGAGUAUGCUCGUGAGCUGGCUGCUCAUUACAAAAUCAGUCCACAAUUGCCUUAUCACUCCAUCAUCGAAGAACUAAAGAAUGUGCUUGAUUCCAAGCGUUUGGAUUUGCAGAAAUUAUAUAAAUUGAAAGCUGGGGUUCAAAAGCUUCGAGAUGCUGCAGGAAAGAGUGUAUCUGCUAUCAUGCCUCCAAGCAAUGACUUCACGAGCGGACCCAAUUUUACUGGGUCCAAAGAAGGCCAUACACUGGAUCGGAAAUCUAGUCGAGUCACCACAUCAGCGGUUAUCAAAAGUAUUAAUAGUGAUGUUCAAGACCUUGCAGAAGAUAUACGUGAUUUGGAAACAUCACUUCUUUUACUAAAGCACUGUCAACCCAGUUUCGACCAACAAAGUGCUGUGAUAAAGUCAGCCAACCGUAGUGACAGUAUUGAACAACGCCUCGCAGAGCUGCAGAAAGCGUUAGAUAUAGAGCUGCAGGUUCGCAGUGGAGCGGAACGUCUGAUUCAAACAUACAAAUCGGGCCCUCGUCAUUUUCUCGAGGAAGCUAGGAAGCAGUAUGAAAAUGCUAAUAAUAAAAUCGGAUUUAUUCGAAAUCAGAUGAUUCGCGUCAAGCAAAUGAAUGAAGGGUUCUGCCAGACAGAUACCUCGUCCAUUGCAUCGCGUUCGGAAAAUACAUCUGAUACAGCUAAAGCAAAUGGCUCCAUAAAUACAUCCUCUUCUGUUUCCAAUCAUCAAGAGAGUUUUCUUAUAUGGAAAGAUAAAGUAAUGGAAUUAGCCCACCGUUUGCGAGUUGAAAGAGCUUUAUUCGUCGGGAGUAAGAAGGCUGUUAAUGCCGUUCUAGACAACCAAAUUCAUGUGGACAAAUCUAGAAAGUUACAGGCGUUACAAGAGGCUCGUGAAUCUCUCCAUAGACUUUAUUUGUUUCAAGAAUCAAUCAAACCGCUUUUAAAGAGACCGCCACCAACACACUUUCCCGAGAUGAUUUCUUCUAUUGUCGAUGACCCUGAAAUGACUGUACUUUUAUCCUCACCUUGGAGUAAUACUACAUUUCAUGGCAAUAGCUCAUUGAUAAUUCCCAGUCCACCAACUGCGAUCACUGGAAGUUUGGAGGUUCGUUGCUUAGGUUGUCAGGAUAUCGUUGAUCAUUUUCCAGCUGAGAUUGUAAAUAAUGAACUUUCUGGCACAUCAACAUCCCGGGUUCACUCUGUUCCAUCAGUUAUGACAUCUCGCACAUCUGAGAAUCACUGGGUGGAUGUUCGAUGCUCUUUACUGAUUGAUCAUAAACGUGUAUGGGACUCACCUUGGCGUCAACCUAAUCAGCAGUGUUGGGACUCAAAGACUACAUUUAAUAUCGAUCGUGGCAAAGAACUGGAAGUUCAGGUAUAUUGGAAGCGUACGUUUCUUCCAAGCUCUGUUACCACUCCUUCAGGAUCCUCUGCUUCAUCCAAAAGUGGUUCGUCUGAGGAUUCUGGUUCUGGAUUAGAGUGGGUUUUAGCAGCCGUAAAUUAUGUACGCCUUGAAGAACUACUUGGUGGCGAAUCACGUUCUGUAAUGCUUCCUAUGUUACCAAUGGGGAAAGUUUUCCUUGUCCUUAAAUUCUCUGAUCCUCUUCUUUCCAAACCUCGAUGCGGCUUACAUCGCCAGAAACGCUUAUUUUCCAAGCGCAAAGGAAACAAUAUUCCUCGUAUUAAUGAACUUGAUAUGAAUAUACCCUUAUGGACCCGUUUGCUUAAAAGCGGUCAGUUAUCUAAAAUGAGUCGUUCCGUUGUUAGUGGUUCAUGGACACUUAAUCAUUCAAAAGAAUUUGGAUCUUCAGGAUCUGUAAUGAUGCAUGGUCUAGAGGGUCGCUUCCAACAGCUUAAUACUUCUCUUAGCGGUUCACCAGUUUCUGCUCAGGCUUUUAAUGGCAAAUCUCAUUUAAAUACUUCUAAAUAUCGAGAAUCGCCAUCUGCCUUCCCCACCAGAUCAGUCAAUAUCACUGAUACGAUUAUUCAACAGCGUCCAUUAGUUACAAUUAUUCGUGAACCAGAUGCCUUACGGGAAAAAAAUAUUACAUUAACUGAAAAGGAAAUAAAAACCCUACGUAAAAAAUCUCUUUUGACUGAUGACAUUAAUGACUACUCAUCGACACCCCACCAUCAUGCACCUGCUACUGGAAUCGACUCUUCAUUUUCGCCGGACUACGAUGUUGCGCCAGUUAUCAUCGAGUAUGACAUGGAUAGUAGCUCCCGCAAACCCCCUACUCCGUCCCGUGUUUCAGACUACGCCAAUCCAGAAGACCUUGGUGCUACGGAAAUGAUAUCUAUAGGUCAGAAGGACGUCGAUUAUCGUACUGCAGACUAUAUUAAUAUGGAUGUGCAACGAUCUAAUUCUGGUCCCGUUGUAUUAUCAACAGAAAAAGAAAAUAAAGAUGUUCCUACUUCAGAGUCUCCGCGUACUGCAGCAUCCGAACUCUUCAGUGAAUUAUCAUCAAACAAAUCCACAACAAUACUCAGUAUGAUUGAUUUCCGCACUGUGGCUGUGCUUGGGCGUGGUCAUUUCGGCAAAGUAUUGCUAUCUCAAUACCACCGAGAUAAUAAGUACUAUGCUAUAAAAUCUUUAAAGAAGGCGGAGAUAAUCUUUCGUAAUGAGGUCGAUACAUUAUUGACAGAAAAACGCAUUUUGCAAAUCAUUACCGAUGCACAACAUCCUUUCCUCAUAAACUUAAUUGCCUGCUUUCAGACAAAGGAACACGUAAUGUUUGUGAUGGAAUAUGCACAGGGUGGUGAUCUCAUGUCACUUAUUCAAAAAAAUGUGUUUAAAGAACCUCAAGCUGUGUUUUAUGCUGGAUGUGUUGUUUUAGGUAUCGAAUUCCUUCACUCAAAAAAAAUUGUUUACCGGUAAUCACAUUUGUAUUUUUCUGUUCAUUAUAUUCACAUUUACAAUCUUAAUUUCAUGUCAUUUGAUUUUAUUUAUUUACGAAGAAUAGGUUAUUCAAUUGAAUUAAAAUAAUAUAUUUGUAAAUACACCAAUGAGUAGAAAAAUGAAAGUUUUCUGACGUUUCGUGAUUCAGUAUAAGCCACUUCUUCAAAGAAUAAAUCUAAUUUUGCGACUUAUCGGGAUAUUACACAAAUAUAUUAUUUUUGUGAAUAACAAUCUACCCAAAUGCCCAAUUUAUUUGAAAUUAUCAAGUCAAGCCUUGGUAAUGACACCUAAAAAAUUAUUCAGUUUGUUACUUUUCUUAAUGAUACAUAUAGAAUGAUAGCUACAGAAUGUCUACCCUCCCAUUGGUUGUAAACACAGACACAAUCAAUAAUUUACCCAUAAUUGAUUAACAAUCAUAGAUUUUUCGAGUUUUUACACACACACUCACUAACUUCCCAGUGUCCUUUGAAUCAUGAAUGCUUACUGGUUUUAUUAUUUAGUAACAAUACACUUUCCCGACAACUGGUGUUCUGGAUUUUGAAUAUUUUUAAUUAUACUCACAGUACUAGUAGGGAAAGUUGGGUCGCUAAAAUACUCAGUUAACGGGAUAUCAUAUAUUGAAGACAAAUGAAUAGGAAUUAACGUCUACAAUUGUUCCAUGUACCGUGAUUUUCUUCUAUACUCCAAAAGAACUCACUCGAUCUUCAAUUUAAGUUAAUACUUUCACAGAUAGUGGAAACGUCAUUAUUUUUGAUUAAAAACCAUUAUAAUCUAUCGCCAAUUUAAAUUUGGUGUAAAAUGCCAUUAAACUUAAAUAGAUCAUCUAUAUAUCGAAGAUAGUGUAUUAUCUAAAACUGAAUUGUAACUAACAUACUUCAGAUAACUUCCUACAUGAUUGCUUACUCAUCUAUUACUAUUCAUCUCAUUACUUUACUAACACGAGUUUAAUUUCUAGGUUCUGGUGUUCUAGUGUUUUAUUUACUAGUUUGUUUAACGUUAUACAAUACCUAUUUGUUUAUUUAUUUAUUUAUUCAGUGUUCAUGCAAUCCUUGAGAAACAUGUAACAUAAAUAACAUAGAUUAAAUUUACUGUGCAAAUUCUAUCCUAAUCAUAAUCUUUUCAGUUUAAUUAUAAAAACCAAAUGUAUAAAAUUAUUUUUUCUGUCUAGAUUUAUCUAAAACUUUAUUCACAUUGUUUAUGUCAAAUCUUACUUUCAUUGACUACAUAUAUGGUUAUAAAGUUUAAUCAAUUAAUUUUGAUAUGAUACAUUCUAAUCUUAUUAUUAGACAUAUUGAAAUGAUAUUAAUUUUGUCAUUUAUUGAACAAGGAUUUAUUGGUUCAACAAAAUAAUUUCACAGAAGUUAAUCACUAAGUUGAUUAUUCAUUCAACUGUAAUAAAAUCAAUGUUAAGUUGUGUUUUUUUUGUUUGUUCUUGGCGCUAUUCAAAUUCUAUCGAUCAAGUUGUAAUUUGGCCAUUAAUCUGAUUGAUCUAUUAAAGUAGUCUGGCAUUUAUCUAUAUUUAAACAUACUAACAAUCGGUAGUGUGAAUUAUUUUUAAGGUCAUCCAUUCUGAAUGAUUAACUAUUGUCUAGUUGUAUUGUUAUUGGUUUUGACAAAAAAAAAUUCUUACCAAUUUGUAAACAUCAUUAACUAUGACAAAUAAUAAGCAAAUAUUAUUCACUAUUGUUUGAUUUCAAUAUUCAGAUUAGAAUAACAAAUAUAUAAUAUUGUAGAAAUUUCUCUGUUUAAAAUGGUCAUAAUUUGACUGUUUACCUUUUUUUUCUCUCCAGAAAUUGUAGACUAGUUAAGGUUUCUGAUGAGCUGAUUUUCUUUGUAUAUUUAGUGAUGCAAACAGGAGAUACAAUAAUGUUUAUUGUUUACAUUGAAUUCACAAUAUUUCAUAUUGAUCAUUAUUUGAAUAAUAUCGAAUGAACUAAAAAUGGUAUCUACAAUGAGGCUAUCAACAAGAAGCCUUGUAUAUAUAUACAUUCUGUAAGAGUUAAUGGUCGUCAACAGCGAAAUUCAGUUCAUCUUUUGUGAUGAAUGUAACUGAACACGAAACUUGUGUCUUAUGCUUCCGGUCAAGCUAGAAACGUUUGUCUGAUUUUUCAGUUCACGCACUGUCAAAUGUUUCUUUAAGAGACAAGAAUGUUCUUACGUAAAUAGGAAUCUAUGACGAAUUUCUUCAGAUGGUAUAACAUAGUUUGCAUCUCUUUGGUAGUAUAAUAAGCACUUGGAUGUCACUAUAUGUGUGAGAUUUUUGUUAUUUCUAUUGUAUAGUUGUAGUUAAGAUAAAUUAACCUGGGAUCAUUUAGUGUUUCUCUUUGUUUACUACACCGAACAUAGUCACACCGGUAAUUGAAUCCUGCUGAACGUUCUGUAGGUUUAUCAUGUAGUCCCUCUUGCUCAAACAACCUGAGUUUUCAUGAAAUCUAUGAACUUACUGCUACUACUAUAUUAUUGACACUGCUUAGUGUCCUUCAGCAACCAAAAAGUAUUUUGUGAUGACUGUUAAACACUUUUAGUUGUUAUAAAUGAUACAGAUCCUUCAUGUUAUUUACGUACACAGUUUCAGGGUAUUUCUUAUGCCUUUUACUUUCAUAUCGACUUUAUAUGUGCCUGUUUGUUGUAAAUUCUCUUACAAUUAUUUGUUUAUAUCAAUGAAUUUCAGGGAUCUGAAACUGGAUAACUUGUUGUUGGAUUCGGAAGGUUUUGUAAAGAUGGCUGAUUUUGGUUUAUGUAAGGAAGGCAUGGGUCCAGAUGAUCGAACUUCCACAUUCUGUGGGACACCGGAGUUUUUGGCCCCUGAAGUUCUCACAGAUUCUUCGUAUACACGUGCUGUAGAUUGGUGGGGCUUGGGUGUUCUCAUUUUCGAGAUGCUCGUCGGCGAAUGCCCCUUCCCUGGUGAGAGUGAAGAAGAAAUUUUUGACAGCAUUGUUAAUAAAAGCGUUUGCUACCCUAAUUAUUUGAGCAUGGAAGCUAAAUUAAUAAUGGGGCGCCUGCUUCGUCGGAAUGCUGCACAGCGUUUGGGAUCUUCAGCUCAAGAUGCAGAAGAAAUUAAAAGACAACCAUUCUUCCGUAAACUAGACUUCCAAGCUCUCUUAGCACAAAAAAUAAAACCACCAUUUGUUCCUGUUGUUUCUGGUCCUGAAGAUGUUUCAAAUUUCGAUGAAGAAUUCACCAGGGAAAAAGCUGUUCUUACACCAACUAAACAACGUCCGCCUCUUCUAGAUGCAGAUCAGUUAAAUUUUUCUAAUUUUGACUAUUAUUCACACUUAGUGUAAUUCCGUAAACGUUUAUCGUUUAUCCAUAUGUAUCUUUUUUUAGGAUAUGGUUACCGGGAUAGUGUAAAAAAAGUAUACCUACAUGUUGUUUUUUAUUUGUGGCCCUAUUUCAUCCCUUAUCUAUUCUUUAUUUUAAACACCCUUUUCUCAAUUGUUUGUUAGUGUCUUCCAUAGUUCAUUUACGGAUGCUUUUAAAACUUGUAAUGAAAAUAUAAAUAAACAUUUUAUCACUUUUUAAAUACAAAAUACUAACUUAUCAUUGAUUAAACUGAAUAAAUGAUAUUCUUUUCAAUCAUUCCUGUUUGUUAAUUAGUGCCUUUAUGUGAAGGCAGUAUUAUGUGAUUUCCAAAUUCACCAAAGUUGUAUUUUUGUUUCUUCCUUUAUUUAAUCUUACCUUUGAUUUUGCCUUGGGCUUUUUGUUUGAUUUCUAAAGCCAUUUUAUGUAUGUAUUAUUGUCCAUAUGUUUGCUUUCAUUUUGCAACAAUAUUAUUUUAUUUGUUUCAACAGGAAUAUUUUAUCUAUUUAUAUACGUAUAUUGCUUAAGUUUUUCUUCUCUUCCUCUCUCUCUCUCUCUUUUGGUCAGAUUGCUAGUAGUAAUUGUGUUCUUUCUUGUCUGUACCGAACAAUUACAUGUUAGAUAGCUCCCAUUGUAUAAUUUUUUUCGUGUGUUGUUUUUUUGUUCAGAGCAAUCAGAGUAAAUAACCAGUAUAUAUACUCAUUGAUAAACAUAAACAUCUGU
Schistosoma margrebowiei is the source of this 7061-nucleotide messenger RNA. NCBI's taxonomy places the organism in Eukaryota, Metazoa, Platyhelminthes, Trematoda, Strigeidida, Schistosomatidae. The record is from the annotation of a GenBank genome assembly.